Molecule: messenger RNA, 785 nt
Organism: Meleagris gallopavo (turkey)
Lineage: Eukaryota; Metazoa; Chordata; Aves; Galliformes; Phasianidae
Source: RefSeq, a predicted model, not a curated record
CACCUCAUGUCCUUAAGUCAGACACCUCUGAUGUCCCUCUGUCACCACUGAUGUCCCCAACUCUGGAGGCCAUCGUCCCUGCCCCUCAUCCCAACCAUCUGUCUGUCCCACCUGAUGUCCCCAACUCAAUCAGUCUCUCCCAACUUGUCCUGGGGCCACCGCUGUCCCCAUCCGACAUCCCUACAGGUGACACAGGGACACCACUGUCCCCAUUCCAAAGCCCUCACGUGCAAAUUGAGGCCACCGUUGUCCCAUCCAACAUCCCCAACCUGGGGCCACCACUGUCCCCAUCCAGCAUCCCCAUAGGUGACACAAGGCCACCACUGUCCCCAUCCAACAUCCCCAACCUGGGGCCACCGUUGUCCCCAUCCAACGUCCCCAACCUGUGGCCACCACUGUCCCCAUCCAAUGUCCCCAUAGGUGACACAAGGCCACCACUGUCCCUAUCCAGUGUCCCCAGCCUGGGGCCACCACUGUCCCCAUCCAACGUCCCCAACCUGGGGCCACCACUGUCCCCAUCCAACGUCCCCAUAGGUGACACAAGGCCACCAUUAUCCCCAUCCAAUCUCCCCAACCUGAGGCCACCACUGUCCCCAUCCAACGCCCCCAUAGGUGACACAAGGCCACCACUGUCCCCAUCCAACGUCCCCAACCUGGGGCCACCACUGUCCCCAUCCAACGCCCCCAUAAGUGACACAAGGUCACCACUGUCCCCAUCCAACGUCCCCAACCUGGAGCCACCACUGUCCCCAUCCAAUGUCCCCAACCUGGGGCCACCACUGUCC